GUGACGUUCCCGCCAGCCAUUGCAGACAUGGCGGCGCCCCUGGGAGGGAUGUUCACCGGGCAGCCUCCAGGUCCUCCUCCGCCGCCGCCCGGGCUCCCAGGCCAGGCGUCGCUUCUGCAAGCAGCCCCUGGGGCUCCGAGACCCUCUAACAGCACUUUGGUGGACGAGUUGGAGUCAUCGUUCGAGGCUUGCUUUGCCUCCCUUGUGAGUCAGGAUUAUGUCAAUGGGACUGAUCAGGAAGAGAUUCGAACUGGUGUUGAUCAGUGUAUCCAGAAGUUUUUGGACAUUGCAAGACAGACUGAAUGUUUUUUCUUACAAAAAAGGCUGCAGUUGUCUGUCCAGAAACCGGAUCAAGUUAUCAAAGAGGAUGUCUCAGAACUAAGGAGUGAAUUGCAGCGGAAAGAUGCGCUGGUCCAGAAGCAUUUGACAAAGCUGAGGCAUUGGCAGCAGGUGCUGGAGGACAUCAAUGUGCAGCACAAGAAGCCCACUGACAUGCCUCAGGGAUCCUUGGCCUUCCUCGAGCAGGCAUCUGCCAAUAUUCCUGCACCUCUGAAGCAGACCUAAGCACUCCUGCCUGUGCUACAGCCUUGCAGUCUUGCUAGACAUAGUUCCUUACAGACCUGACAUAUUGGAAGGACUCUGUUGGAUAAUGAGUUGGUAUUAGUUAUGUCCCUAUUUAUAAGGUAGGGUUCCAGUAUGAAGCCCGGAUGGGCCUUGAACCUGUGAUCCCCUGCCUCAACUCCUCUAGUACUCUAAAUUCCUGAAUACUUUAUAAAAUACCUGUAUCUUUGAUAAAGUAAAGUUUGGUUUUGUCUGUUUGUUUUAAUCUUUAGUACUGUUUAUCCUUUAGACUGUUGGAGUCAUCACACACAUUCUUACUUGGCCUUUGCUGUUUGUUUUGACAUUUUGUAGCCUCAUCUCCCUUUUUUUUCUUAAGCUAUGAAUUUGGUGAAAAACCUGAAGGAAAAAAAUGUUUAAUAGUUUGAGAAGCCAGGGGAAAUAGAGUUUGGUUAUUAGGCUUAAUAAUGACUAGUGGUAGUGUAGACAAAUAUGUAAACUCUGAGCUACCUCAUGAGGAACCUGGCACAGCAGUGUGAUGAUUCUAGGGCGGCACAAGGCAAGCGAAUUGCACAGGUGGCUCAGAAGAGGUUAAAUAUGCUGCUAAUGUAGGAUUACAGGAGGAUACUUACCUUAAUGCUGGAUUUUUAUCUGGGCUGUUACAAUUCUGAGUCCUUACUCACUCUGCUUUGAAGACACACAUAUUAGGAAUAUGGCAUGCUGAGUGCUUUCGGGCUGUGCUGUGAUGGUCAAUGUAAGGAAUGGAGUCCCAGGGAAGGCUCGGGUGAGGUAUGAGGCCAAAGCCCUGCUUGGACUUGGAUUGUCUCUUUGUCUCUUGGUUUUAUUUACUUGUUUUGUUCCCCCACCCCACCCCAAAGCCAAGCACCUCUGUUCACCCAAAACAAAUACUCCAUACCUUUUGAAUAGUCAGUGCAUCUCCAGCUUGGUUUUGUCCAUUUUGGUUUCUGGAGCCUUGAAGCCCAGGUCCCAAGCAUUAGCACCCACUCACUGCCUGUCUAGGCUGGGCAUAGCCAUCUGGUCUCCAAAGCUUCAGAAUGCCCCAGGACACAGUGUUUUGUUUUGUUUUUAAUUUUGUCAACUUUUUAAAAUUCUACAUAUGCUUUAUGAAUUGUGACUAUGUUAGUUGCUCUAUUGUAUGCCUGUUAGAAUUUUCUUGAUUAUAUAAGAUCUUACAAUUUUCAUAUAUAUGCUUGAUUGUUUGAUAUUCAGUGCCUGGACCAAUUAGAACCAGUCUGAGGCCAUCAAGUCCCUUUAAUUAGAAUAUAUACAUUAAACAGUGUUGAAAAAUUUAGGGUGGCAUGAUGGCAUUUGGGAGGUAGAGGAAGGAGGCUCAAAGUUUAAUCUCAUCUUCAGCUACAUAGCAGGUUUGAAGCUGUUGUAGGCUACAUGAAAUCUGUCCCCCUCCCCUCAACCUCCAGCAAAACAAACAAAUGAACAAACAAACAAACAAAAAGCCUAAAACCCAUGCAUUUUCUGAAGCACUGAUUAACAGCUUGGCUGUUUUUUAAUUUCUUGGCUAAAACCUAAAUAAACUGGUUACAUUUUGGCUGGUUUUUCAAUAAUAAAGAGGAUGGUGAAAAUAC
Mastomys coucha (southern multimammate mouse) is the source of this 2162-nucleotide messenger RNA. It is a transcript of the gene Med28, whose product is annotated as mediator complex subunit 28. The record is from RefSeq and is a predicted model, not a curated record. Gene Ontology annotation, cellular component: mediator complex. The transcript has 4 exons. Lineage: Eukaryota; Metazoa; Chordata; Mammalia; Rodentia; Muridae. The coding region runs from base 28 to 564 and encodes 178 amino acids.